This is a messenger RNA of Melanotaenia boesemani (Boeseman's rainbowfish), 1524 nucleotides long. It is a transcript of the gene iba57, whose product is annotated as iron-sulfur cluster assembly factor IBA57. Lineage: Eukaryota; Metazoa; Chordata; Actinopteri; Atheriniformes; Melanotaeniidae. The record is from RefSeq and is a predicted model, not a curated record. Bases 139 to 1224 code for a protein of 361 amino acids. The transcript has 3 exons. Gene Ontology annotation, cellular component: mitochondrial matrix. Gene Ontology annotation, molecular function: protein binding.
GCAAUGUAUUAUGGGACACCAAAAUGGAGCCCUCUUAGAGUGGAUGUUGUUGUGUCCUCGGUUAUAUAGCUGUUCACAGUUGUUAAAAGAGUAGUCACUCAUUUUAGGACUGGGUACGCUCCUCUGGGAUCAUAUAUAAUGGGGGUUUUCUGUUUCGCCCGAGAAGCGUUUACCGCUUUGGGUGUUUACGCCAGAAAACCCACCGUUUUGUGUGUUAUGCUUCUUUCCGGUGCUCCAGCUUCUGCGGCGAUUCGGGUCAAGCGAUACAGCCAGGACACGAGUAAAAAUGUCCCGGGACAGUUUGUGUGCUACCACCUUCCGCACAGGACCCUGCUUAAGAUUCAAGGACAAGAUACAAGCCCGUUUCUUCAGGGGCUUAUAACCAAUGACAUGGGGCUGUUUGAAGAGCCCGAACGUGCUGCCAUGUACGCUCACAUGCUAAAUGUACAAGGAAGAACUCUGUAUGACAUCCUGUUGUACAGUCUGAAAGAAGCAGAAGGAGGGCAUGGUGUUUUCCUGGAAUGUGACAGCAUGAUUAAGGACUCAAUCUUAAGACAUUUGAAGGUGUACAAGCUCCGCAGAAAGGUCAACAUUAGUUCUUGCCCAGAGCUCUCUGUGUGGGCGGUGCUUUCCCAACAAAAACAAACAGGUCAAGAGGCCAGUAAACCUGAGCUUUCCACCCCUGAAAGAGCUCUGGUAUGGGAGGCUGAUCCUCGAGCUCUGCAAAUGGGUUGGAGAUUGGUGUUGCACAAUCAAGUUGAUCCUGUGGAUGUCAUAGCAUCUUGUCACAAAGGAGAUACAAAGGACUAUCACAGACAUCGUUAUGCAAUAGGACUUCCUGAGGGAGUUAAGGACCUUCCUCCUGGGCUGGCGCUACCACUAGAGUCAAACCUCGUCUACAUGCAGGGUAUCAGCUUUAGCAAGGGCUGUUAUAUCGGCCAGGAGCUUACAGCCAGGACUCAUCACACUGGGGUGGUUCGAAAACGCCUGAUGCCAGUACGAUUGUCAACUCCAGUCCAAGACCUCGAGGAAGGAACUGUACUGCAGACACAAUCAGGCAAGCCAGCCGGGAAGCACCGAGCAGGGGUUGAGGAGCUGGGUCUGAGCCUAAUCCGCCUGGCUCAUGCCAAGGAGGUGUUAAAGCUCAAAUCUUCUGACGACACCAGUGUGACACUUGAGGUCUCUGUGCCAGACUGGUGGCCUAAAGAUGAGAAAAUAAACUGAAGAGGAGGACGUUUUGUAGCUCUCUGAUAUGUGACAUACAUCGCUUCUGACAGAUUUCUCAUUGACAGUUCCCUGAAGAACUGUAUGUUACACUGCCAUUGCUUUACAGCUGUUCUGUCUGCACUACAAACCUUGUUAGGAAGGAGCUGGUAAAAUUAUAAAGUAUUAUUUAUCACAGUGAUUAGAUGUUUCAGUUGUGUAAUAAAAGAUAGACCAACAAUGAUGUGGCACUGGUGGUCAUUCAGUCAGUAAUGGAAAAUGACAAUGAAAGAAACCAAUGUAUUUUUUAAUACCUUUUUU